Molecule: messenger RNA, 492 nt
Organism: Kwoniella shivajii
Lineage: Eukaryota; Fungi; Basidiomycota; Tremellomycetes; Tremellales; Cryptococcaceae
Exons: 6
Coding region: 1-492 (163 amino acids)
Biological process (GO): regulation of transcription by RNA polymerase II
Cellular component (GO): mediator complex
Molecular function (GO): transcription coregulator activity
Source: RefSeq, a predicted model, not a curated record
AUGCUCAACGAAGAGUUAUCCACUGACAUGGACCGGAUAACACAAUUGCAGGAUGCUAUCCUUGAUCUCUUAACGAUAACAUCAACAUCAAUAGAUUACAUUACCAAAAGAACAGAAUUCGAGCAAACAUCAACAGCUAUACCGACUACAUUACAAACUCCUCACGCAGCCAAUAGGGCAGAGUACAAAGCCGCAAUAGAAACUUUCGUCGCUGAUAUCAUAAGAAGAAGUAAAGACGUUAAGAAAUUGAUAGAGAAUAUACCUCAGAGAGAAGAUAGUUCAGCAAGAGCAAGGAGAUUGACGGAAUUACAAGAAGAAUUGAAAGUUGCCAAUGAGGAAUACAAAGUAGCUCUCGCGCAAGCAGAAGAAUUGCUUGCGGAACUUCAGUCAGCUCUGGACGAAGCAUUAGGAGAUCAUUCUCCAAGUUUACCAAUACCUACUAAACUUAUACCGACGGACGAAGAAGCGAACAUGGAAGAGAAUACAACGUAG